AUGGGCUGGCUGGAUAAGAACCCACCCCAGGGGUACGUAACACACACACACACACACACACACAUCCAGUAUACGACCCCCCUAACUGUGUGUAUGUGUGUGCAGGUCCCUGUACUAUCAGAGGAGAUGGGUGAAGCUGGAUGUUGACUACCUGAGAUACUUUGACAACGACAAGGUGCAGUAACUAUGAGUUCAGUUGGCCAUCUACACUGUCCUGUUAGUCUAUACAUUAACUAGGUCAUGAUGUCCCCCAUUAGUAUUUCUUAGAGAUGUGGUUUCUCUAUUGAUUGUGUGUGUGUGUGAGUGUGUCUGUGAGAGCGGUCCUAUGAGUCAUGGUGUGUUGUGUUGCAGGAAGUGUACUCUAAGAGGAUCAUACCAACAGCUGCCAUUACGGGAGUGACCAACGUGGGGGAGCAGAAGUUUGAGGUGGUCACAACCAACCGGACCUUUCUCUUCAGAGCCGAGAGCGACUGUGAGUGUGUGUGUGUGUGUGUGUGUGUGUGUACAUCCUUUGCUGUGUGUCUGUCUUUAUAUAGCCCUGUGGGGGUUGUGUAACAGAUGACAAACAGCUAGAGUUCUCACCUGGCCUGAAAAUUACAGCCCGAUCCGAUAUCACAGAAAUGUAAUUAGCCCGAACCCCGAUUUCGAGAAAACAGUAUAUUUGACUCACUACCUGGAUUCGGUCUUAUGUAGCAACAUUUGAAAUGCUGUUUUUUUUUACAUUGGAUAAAAGAAGAGACUAAGAGCUACAAAAAUGGUAUAUCAUACACUGCAUUUUUUAGGAACAAUGGGAAAGAAAUUCUGCUUUGAAAGUUGAUAAACUUGUAAACUCACUUUUGAGAAAAUGGCCUUUGAAUGUUUUGGUACACCUACUGGAGAGCUCUUCUUUGUCUACACCCAUUCAGCAUCGUUCACACCCUCUUAAGCUUUAGCCCUACCCAUCUCAUUUUGCUCUCGGAGCGUUCAGAGCGCACACUUGACGCUCUGACGGAUGAUUUGUUUAGCUCUGGAUAACAUGAAAACAGCCUAACCAGCUCUGCUGGCAACAAUUUCAUUAAGCUUUCUUGCCGACGUUUACUGACACCGGCCAUAUUCAACUGGUGUUGUACACUUUAGCUUAAGACAUGUAGCUAGCUAGGUAAACAAUGAACCUAGCUGCUAACGUUAGCUAAUUAAACAACAAUGAACAUAGUGCCAAAUCACAUCGUUACUACCCUGCAUGAAUCUGCUGGGAGCUAACCAACCAGGUUCAAUGUUAGCUAGCUAACAUUAGGCUCUAACUAGCAAAGCAAACAGAUCUGGGAUACGAAUAAUAACGUCAUACACGUAACAUUAGCUAACAUUAGCUAACGUUCAAAUGUCUCUCUUGUGAAGUCGUGACUUGCGACAUACACCUAGUUUCCUGAAACGGGUCACAUAUUGAUUUAAACUGGUGUUGAGAACAAUGCGGAAGAGGCGGGUGGCAGCCCUUGUCUUAGGAAAGCGAGGAGAGAGGAAACAUGAAAACUCACCUUAGUUAUGAUCAAUUACGAAAAUAUUGGAAUAUAGUAGGCUAUGUAUCACAUGUCUGCUUACUGAAACUCCCAAAGUCAUAUCAAUCCUUAUAAUAAUUAAAGCUAGAUGAUCAUUUCAGCACCGUUUUGACUGAGGCAAGCGUGGGAGACUCGUCUUCAUAAAUCAAUCAAUGUCCGAUUCUUUGCUUUCACUGAAUCUACGUUUGGAUAUUUGACAGCAUGUAGGCUGGGGAAAUGUUAGCUAAGUUGAGGUGAGUGCUAAUGAUCAUAUUUAUUCUAGUUUGCUCAUAUAUUAGCUGAUCAGAACACUUUGCUAGCAUGUUAUGUACAGUAGCUUAACAAGUGGAUUUUUCUCUUCAUUCGCAUAGUAGCCUGUGACUGUAUCAAUCAAUGUGAUUUUCUUUCACUGAAUCUCUGUCUGUAUAUUUGGUUAAUUGAUCUCUGGCUGGGCAAAUAAGUGGAGGUGGUAUAGCUCAUCUAUCACUGAUCAGAAAUAUUUAGCAAUAAUGUAGCCUAAAUCAAGUGUAUUAUUUUUCUCUUGACUCACGUAUAGGCUAAAGUAGCCUUAUAUCAUCUAUCCGCCAACAAGCUGUAAGAAUGCGUCCUGUUUUAUCUGUCUUAACGUAACUUAAAUAUAAUCAUUCAAUCAGUCAUUCAUGUAGGCUAAUUACACAGCAUGCGAGUCAUUCAUGCCUUUAAAUACAGUCAAGCAUUUUAUUUUGAAAUGAAAUAACAAAGGCACCCUUGAAUAAUAAAAUAAACUAGAUUUUCUGCCAAACAUCCAUUUGAAUAAUCGCUUAAAAGCCCUGUGUUUUUCAACGCAUGUUUGAUUAGUAAAACAUUUGGAUCAGUUAUGGGUCCACUUUCGAUAAUGUACAAGGUCCAGCAAGGCACAUUAGCAGGGCAGUCACAGGGUGUAUUUUGUAAGGACGCAUCGGCGUUAACAGAUACCGUUAGAACAUGGGCUUCUCCUCAUUCUGUCGCUGUCUGGUGGAUCAUCCAGCCUAUUCUUAUCACAAUUUGAAACAUUUCACUCAUCAGAAAAAAAAAUACUUUCAUCAUAGCCACAAAUAUCUCUGGCCCAGCCAAUGUUGGAAUCCUGGCACUGCUAUAGUGUCUGCAGCUGCUGCUGCUGCUGAGAGAGAGAGAGAGAGCCGUGGAACCACUUAACACAGCACAGCAAGCCCGAAACCCGCCCGGCCCGAAUCAACCCCGCCGGGAUGAGGAUGAGAGCUCUAGAAACUAAUCUGCCCAUAAUGCAUCAGCGUCAAGCUGUUCAUACCACGCUGCUGCAUGCUAAAUCACUCUUCUUCUGUGUGUGUGCGUGUGUGCGUGUGUGUGCGUGUGUGUGUGCGUGUGUGUGUGUGCGUGUGUGCGUGUGUGUGUGCGUGUGUGCGUGUGUGCGUGUGUAGCUGAGAGGAAUGAGUGGGUGUCAGUUCUGCAGAACUUCACUAAGGGGCGCCAGGAGGGCAGCAGGGAGAUUACUGCAUCGGUCCCACCCUCCUUACUGACCCCUGGUUCACCCCUGACCCCUGAACAGCAGGGCUACCUGGAGCUGAGGGGCCUGCGCUCCAAACUCUACACGGUCGUCUCCGGAGACAAGGUCUUCCUCUACAAGAACGUGGAGGUGAGGCUGUGAGGGGGUGGGCCCUAGGGCUGUUUGAUCCUAGGGCUGUUUGGUCCUAGGGCUGUUUGGUCCUAGGGGUAUUUUAAAUAAUGUAUUUGGAAUUAAGUAUUUAACAAUAGUUUUGCUAUUUGGGUCGUUCCACGAAAUAAGUGCCUUUUGCGUCCCUUUGAUAUUUGAAGUAGAAAUUGUGCACCAAUAUUGAAUUGUAAAAGCCUGUUAUAUUAAAUAAAGUGCCAUUUAAUAUAGUCGAUAUGGAGAAUUCAAUAAAUUAGAUUUUUUUAUAUGAAUAAAGGCUUGGUAAAGUGCCAAAAUUCAGGCAACCCUGUGUCACUUCUAGGAAGAUUUUAACCCACUUAAUCCCAAAAUGUCUUUCAAGUUUCACCAUCGUUGUAAAGCCCUAGUUAUUUUUGUUGCUUUGACAAAGUCAUUUCUGAAGAUGAUUAUUUAUUUAAUGUGAUUAGUGAUUAAUUUACGUCUGUCACUCAUUUUAAGGUGAACCCUGUUACGUGAACUAAACUCUCAUUUUAAUAUGGUGAAACUAACUAUUCCUUUUUAAAUAUUUUGUUUUCAAAAGAGACAUUGAACAUCUGAUAGUCAAAUCAUAGUUUAAAAGCAGGUGAGCUGGUUUUACUCUUUUUGGCCAUUUUCUGGUGUUUUGUGGUGGAAAACUGAGCGGGUCGAGUACAGGUUAGAAAUGUUUUAGCAAUUUAUUUUUGUGAAGCAUUCAAUUGCCACUCCCUGUUGCACACGACAAGCUUACAUUCCCCCUGUCACGAGGGGAUUUAUGUCUGAUUGAAGAAGAAAUCGUCAACCCUGUUACAGUCAACCCUGUUACAGUCAACCCUGUUACUUUUUUUGCACUUAAUAGGCACUUAUUAUAGUAAAACAUUUUAUUUAACCUCUUGAGAUGAGAAAACGUGUUUUGUUAUGAAUUUGAACAGAAUGUUAAAAUGAGGUGAAAUCACAAUGUGUUUUUUGGACCAAGUUACACUUCUCCAAAGGCACCGAGUUGGUGGAACGACCCAUUUAUUGGAAGUUAUUUGAAAAUAGUUUCAAAUACUUUAAAUAAAAGUAUCUGGUUUGGCCACAUAUCUAAGGACGCAUUUAGACAGGCAGCCCAAUUCUGAUAUUAUUUUCCAGUAAUUGGUGUUUCGACCCAUCAGAUGUGAAAAUAUCCGAUGUGAUUGGUCAAAAAAACAGUGGAUAAACAGAUCAGGAGUAUUAGGCUGCUUGUGUAAACGCAGCCUCAAUAGCAAAUACUUAAUAUGUAUGUAUUUGAACCCAGCUCUGAUCUUAACGAGACCUGGUCUGAUUGGUUGUUGUAGAGGGGGAUGUCGGCUGUGUGAUGUGUGUGUUCUGUUUCCAGGACUACCGCCUUGGCAUUGGCAUCACGUCUAUUGACAUGAACGUAGGAAACGUGAAAGACACUGACCGCCGCAGCUUUGAUCUGACCACACCCUACCGCAUCUUCAGGUACACACACACACACACACACACACACACACACACACACACACACACACACACACACACACACAUACACACACACAAUCAGAAAUACAAAACAGCAAGGUUAGAGAGAGUGUGGCUAAAGAGAAGAGGAAGGACUAAACCACGAGCGUCACGCUGUUCUGCGGCCACAUCUCUGUCUGUCUGUCUGUCUGUGUGUGUGUGUGAGUGUGAGGGUGUGUGAGUGAGUUCGGACAUUUGUCAGUGUUCAGAUACCUCUAAAGUAUCUCGGAUGUCUCCAUUCUAAGUGUGUGUGUGUGUGUGUGUGUGUGUGUGUGUGUGUGUGUGUAGUUUUCUAGCGGAUUCGGAACAACAUAAGGAGCAGUGGGUAGAAGCGAUGCGUGACGCGAUUGGAGAGGCUCUGUCCAAUAGCGAGGUGGCUAAUCAAAUCUGGGCGGAGCCUAGCAACGGUUGCUGUGCCGACUGUGGCGCCGCCAAACCUGAGUGGGCUGCCAUCAACCUGUGUGUGGUGGUCUGCAAACGCUGUGCAGGUGUGUGUGUUUAUUAUCAGACAGUUGUAGAUCUUUCAGAUCCACUGACCUUUGGUUGGACUUAUUUGUGUUGUAAACAGAAUGCUUUAUAGUGGUGCAGUCAUAGAAUGAUGUAUUUGUGUGUGUGUGUGUGUGUUACAGGAGAGCACCGGGGUCUGGGUCCCAGCAUCUCUAAGGUACGCAGUCUGAAGAUGGACAGGAAGGUGUGGACAGAGGAGCUUAUACAGGUAUACACACACACACACACACACACACACACACACACACACACACACACACACACACACACACACACACACACACACACAAAAUACUUUAUUUGAAUCCACCAAUCAAAUUAACAAAAAAAAUCCAAACAUUUCAAAGGUCCCUGUAUGCAUGGCACUCAAGGGUACAGAAAGUACCUCCUUCUCCAAACAGCUAGGCUGCGCACGACAGCUGAAACACAGCAGUACCUAGCCAACUGCUUUGCACACACACACACACACACACACACACACACACACACACACACACACACACACACACACACACACACACACACACAUUGUUUUGGUGUCCCUCUCUAACACCCCUCACCUGUCCCCCAGGUGUUCCUUUUGCUAGGUAAUGAGCGUCUGAAUGGGUUCUGGGCGGCGAACGUCCCUCCCAGCGAAGCGCUG
Messenger RNA from Coregonus sp. 'balchen', 5803 nucleotides. The record is from the annotation of a GenBank genome assembly. NCBI's taxonomy places the organism in Eukaryota, Metazoa, Chordata, Actinopteri, Salmoniformes, Salmonidae.